AUGCCUCCCAAAAAUAUGUACACUGCAAGGUUGCGGGAUCUUUGCUAUCCCCGGUGCUCAGGACUUCAAGUACUUCCCCCAUCUAAGAACUGGAAGUCAUUGUGCAGACAGACUAAAAUUUCCCAGGUAGCCGCAAUUAGAUCGUCUAUCUCGUCGCAACGUACUAUAUGCACAACAUCUACUGCGCCCUAUCAGGACUCCACUCCCUGCUCAGUGUUUUUCGUUCCCGCGACCCUCGCAAACUGUCGCUAUGGUCAACGUCACCCGCGGACUGCUACUGCAUUCCCCAGCCCUUGUUUACAGACUCGCAGGGCUUCUUCGCGAUUAUCCCGAGUGAUCAUGCCCCGUCCCGGUACCACUGCUGAGACAUACGUGGCGUAUGGAAUGACACAAAAGCUUUUUGAGGCCUGCUCUAGUCAGGCAGAUUACAGUAUACCUCAGGCGUCUCAAAAGGGGGCCCAAGUCCCUAAAACUGAAGCCGGUGAAGAUCUCGGAGUUGGGGAAGGAUGGUGGUAUGAAGACCUUGGCCUCAUACCAACUUUCUCAACUUGGUCUCAAAUUACAUUUUUGCACAUGUACCUUCUAACUGUCCGCCUACGAGUCUUGCCGUCGUACGAAAGCUUUCAGACUUAUUCCCGACAUCUGAUCGACCACUUCUCGCAUAAUGCUGAGCAUCGCAUGGACGUCCUACAUGGGUUCACUAGUCGUACAAUCCGGAACAAGUUUCUCAAGGAUCUCUUCAUCCAGUGGAGAGGUGUUCUUGCGGCCUAUGAUGAGGGCCUUGUUAAAGGAGACGCCGUGCUAGGUGCCGCUAUCUGGAGAAAUUUAUGGAAAGCAAACCAUACCGGACCAGAUGGGAAGGAGCUCGACUGGACGAAAAUAGCUCGGGUCGUUGCAUAUAUGCGGCGAGUAACUUCGGAGCUUUCUCAGGUAAGCGAGGCGGAUCUCGUCUUUCAACUACACCAGCAAACUGGCGAUAAACCCGGCAUUUUCGGAUACUCUGAAUUCGAUAAAAAGCUAGUCCAAGGCAAAUGA
Aspergillus bombycis is the source of this 1035-nucleotide messenger RNA. RefSeq lists its product as uncharacterized. Lineage: Eukaryota; Fungi; Ascomycota; Eurotiomycetes; Eurotiales; Aspergillaceae. The transcript has 2 exons. The coding region runs from base 1 to 1035 and encodes 344 amino acids. The record is from RefSeq and is a predicted model, not a curated record. Gene Ontology annotation, cellular component: mitochondrion. Gene Ontology annotation, biological process: mitochondrial respiratory chain complex III assembly.